CCCGCCAUCUUAGGGGCGUCCCCGUUUCCCUCCCCCGUGGUUUGGAAGUGUCUGUGCUUUGGGAAUAACGUGUCCUGUCUUCGCUGUGUGGAGCCGAGGGACGAGGGAGAGGCCCCCGCGGUGCUAGAGUUCCUGGCACCUUGGCUCGCGUCCCGAGGGGACAAUGUCUAACGUGCAGGUGGCUGUGGUGACGGGGUCCAACAAAGGGAUUGGCUUGGCCAUCGUGCGGGCCCUGUGCAAGCAAUUCCCGGGGGAUGUGUACCUGACAUCCCGGGAUCCCGGCCGUGGCCAGGCUGCCGUGGCACAGCUCCAGCAGGAGGGGCUGCGGCCGCUCUUCCACCAGCUGGAUAUCGAUGACCUGCAGAGCAUCCGAGUGCUCCGGGACUUCCUGAAGGAGAAGUAUGGAGGGCUCAAUGUGCUGGUGAACAACGCAGGCAUCGCUUUCAAAGUACAUGACACAACUCCAUUUGCUGUCCAAGCUGAGGUUACACUGAAGACAAACUUUUUUGGAACCAGGAAUGUUUGCACAGAAUUGUUACCUCUUAUGAAGCCUUAUGGUCGAGUGGUGAAUGUCUCCAGCAUGGUGAGCAGCUCAGCCCUGGGAGGCUGCAGCCAAGAGCUGCAGCAGAAAUUCCGCAGUGACACCAUCACUGAGGAGGAGUUGGUGCAGCUCAUGACCAAAUUUGUAGAAGACACUAAGAAAAGUGUCCAUGAGAAAGAGGGUUGGCCAAACACUGCCUAUGGGGUGUCCAAAAUUGGGGUCACGGUCUUGUCCAGGAUCCAAGCCCGGUUGUUAAACGAGGAAAGGAAAGGCGACCACAUCCUGCUCAAUGCCUGCUGCCCUGGCUGGGUGAGGACAGACAUGGCAGGUCCCAAAGCCACCAAGUCCCCAGAUGAGGGGGCUGAGACCCCCGUUUAUUUGGCCCUUUUGCCUUCCAAUGCUGAUGCUCCUCAUGGCCAGUUUGUGAGUAACAAAACUGUCAGACCCUGGUGAGCUCAGGAAGGUGGGGGUGGAAAGGUGCCUGACAUUGUUUUCCUGAUUUCACUCCUAAUUCCAUCAUUGCCAGCCCUUUCCCCACUCCCCCUGGGAUGGAUCUCAGACAUGGAGCUGGGAUGAGGAAACAGGUGCCUUAUCUCUCAUCACAGUAGAUCUUUCCAGGAUCCAGAGCUGCUGUUUGAGGCUGCACAGGGUUUCUUAAAGAGGAUGGGGUUGUUUUAGAGCUCCUGUGAUCUGUCUGUGGGGGAGACUCAAGACCAGAAUCACAGUUGUGCAGACAUUCCUUACUAUCAGAACUAAAUGGAACUAGGUGAAAAUAAAAAAUAGCACUGAUCCACCAUUUAUAGCCAAACAUAAUCAGUUGGUUUUAUUAAUAUAUCAAUAAAUAAUUUCUGAUUUAUAUUCAUCCAAGUGGCUUAUUCUGGUAGUAAAAACUUAGAAAGUUUGAAAAUAUAUUUUCAUUUUUUGCAGCUAAGUUUGUGGCUGGAAUUUGUGAUGUCUGCACUGGAUACAGAGAGAAUAAACUACAGACCUGACACAACAAA
Molecule: messenger RNA, 1542 nt
Organism: Corvus hawaiiensis (hawaiian crow)
Lineage: Eukaryota; Metazoa; Chordata; Aves; Passeriformes; Corvidae
Product: carbonyl reductase [NADPH] 1-like
Exons: 4
Coding region: 164-994 (276 amino acids)
Molecular function (GO): carbonyl reductase (NADPH) activity
Source: RefSeq, a predicted model, not a curated record